CCCUGACCUGCUCGGUCCCACUCAGCCAGGCUAGUUGAGCAUAGCAGAGCACAGGAAGCCCUUCUGAACACCAUGGGACUCACACAGGACCCCAACUUCCAAAAGCUGCAGGACUGGUACACAGCCCACGCCCUGAACCUCAACAUGAGGCAUAUGUUUGAGGCUGACAAGGAGAGAUUCAACAAGCUCAGCCUAAGAAUGAAAACUGAGGAUGGCGACAUUCUUCUGGAUUACUCCAAGAAUCUUAUCACUGAUGAAGUCAUGAAGAUGUUGGUUGAUCUGGCCAAGUCGAGAGGCAUUGAAGCUGCCAGAGAGAAGAUGUUCGCUGGAGAGAAGAUCAACUUCACUGAGGGUCGCGCUGUGCUCCAUGUGGCUCUGAGGAACCGCUCCAACACUCCUAUCAUGGUUGGUGGCAAGGAUGUGAUGCCAGAAGUCAACAAAGUUCUUGAGAAGAUGAAGGGUUUCUGUCAUAAAGUUCGCAGCGGUGAGUGGAAGGGUUUCACAGGAAAGGCCAUCACAGAUGUUGUCAAUGUCGGCAUCGGAGGAUCUGACCUUGGCCCCCUGAUGGUGACUGAGGCCCUGAAACCUUACUCAAAGGGUGGACCGCGUGUGUGGUUUGUGUCAAAUAUUGAUGGAACGCACAUCGCCAAAACCCUGGCACAGCUGAAUGCUGAGACGACUCUCUUCAUCAUCGCAUCCAAGACGUUCACCACCCAAGAGACCAUAACCAAUGCUGAGUCGGCCAAAGAAUGGUUCCUUGAGCAUGCCAAAGAUAAAGCUGCUGUUGCUAAGCACUUUGUGGCCCUUUCCACAAAUGGACCCAAAGUGAAGGACUUUGGCAUCGACACAGAGAACAUGUUUGAGUUCUGGGAUUGGGUUGGCGGUCGUUUCUCCUUGUGGUCUGCAAUUGGAAUGGCCAUUGCCCUGCACAUUGGCUAUGACAACUAUGAAAAGCUUCUUUCAGGAGCUCACUGGAUGGACAACCACUUCCGCACCGCUCCUCUGGACAAGAACGCUCCCGUCCUGCUGGCUCUGCUGGGCAUCUGGUACAUCAACUUCUUCCACGCUGAGACCCACGCAAUGCUGCCCUACGACCAGUACAUGCACCGCUUCACUGCCUACUUCCAACAGGGUGACAUGGAGUCAAAUGGAAAGUACAUCACUAACCAUGGAGCACGUGUAAACUACCACACUGGGCCAAUAGUGUGGGGAGAGCCAGGAACCAAUGGACAGCAUGCCUUCUACCAGCUCAUCCAUCAAGGAACACGCAUGGUUCCUUCUGACUUCCUGAUCCCAGCUCAGUCACAGCAUCCCAUCAGGAACAACCUGCACCACAAGAUCCUGCUGGCUAACUUCCUGGCCCAGACAGAAGCUCUGAUGAAGGGUAAGACCACAGAGGAGGCCAAGAAGGAGCUGGAGGCCAGCGGCCUGAGCGGAGAAGCUCUGGAGAAAAUCCUGCCACACAAAGUAUUCCAAGGAAACAGGCCAACCAACUCAAUCAUCUUCAAGAAACUUAGCCCAUACACACUUGGAGCACUUAUAGCGAUGUAUGAGCACAAGAUCUUCAUCCAGGGUGUCAUGUGGGAGAUCAACAGUUUUGACCAGUGGGGAGUCGAACUGGGCAAACAGCUCGCCAAGAAGAUCGAGGCAGAUCUCAAGGACAGCGCAGAGGUCCACUCCCACGACUCCUCCACCAACGGACUCAUCAACUUCCUCAAGACUAACUUUGCCUAAGUCGAGCACCCCCCUACCCCCACGCCCCACACUUUAUUCCACAUCAUUAUCCAUCUAAUCAGCUCAUGAGCUGCAAGGACAGGAGGCUCGUAGAGGCAGCUGGUCACUCCCACGCAGUUGAGCUGAAGCACUCUAUGUUUUUACUUUCAUUAUGAAAAAUGUGACUGUCUCCAGUGCUAUCUUUUCUAUGUUUGUUCGUCCACCACUGUGAGGAGAAAAAGCUUUUUGUAUUAGAGUUGUGGAAGGCAGAGUGAAAUGUGCUCUCGCUGUCUCUCCACUGUCAGAUAGUAGUUUCUGGAAUAAAUAUCUUUACACAAUACCAGUUUUAGUGUCAGUCAUAAUAGUAAAAAAAAUAAAAUAAACAGCCGUUCAUCGUG
This is a messenger RNA of Perca fluviatilis (European perch), 2111 nucleotides long. RefSeq names its product glucose-6-phosphate isomerase b (gene gpib). Gene Ontology annotation, molecular function: carbohydrate derivative binding; monosaccharide binding; glucose-6-phosphate isomerase activity. The transcript has 18 exons. The record is from RefSeq and is a predicted model, not a curated record. NCBI's taxonomy places the organism in Eukaryota, Metazoa, Chordata, Actinopteri, Perciformes, Percidae. Gene Ontology annotation, cellular component: cytosol. Gene Ontology annotation, biological process: gluconeogenesis; glycolytic process; glucose 6-phosphate metabolic process. The coding region runs from base 73 to 1734 and encodes 553 amino acids.